GAGUGAGAAGAGAUAAGAACCAAAAUCAAGCUUUGCUUCAUGACACCAUCUGGUGCAGUAACUAAAGGCACAACAAGGCAAGUUUUAAGUGUUUUAAAAUAUCCCUCGAUGUGUUCGUAAUUUUUUAGCCUUCAAUUUUGUGGUGAGCUUGGCUUCGUAGUGCGAGUUGUUUCCUGUAAAGGAGCUCUAAGCUUGCUAAAAAAUAAUGAAAGUGUAUUUUUGGGACAACAUUUUCGUAUAACUUGUCAAAUUCGCCACAACCCCACGGUAGUUUUGGUGAAGAAUUUAUUACUGAACUGAAAACAGAUGCCAUUUCUAAGUAACGAUAUACGCAGUUCCUUGUUGUCAUCGGAUUAUUAAAUUCAUCGCAUACACUUAGUAGCGAAGUAUAAACCUUGUGCGGAUACAGGGGUGGUUCAGGUGGGAAACUAUGGUAAACUGAAAUGAAAACGCUUAAACACGAGCGGUAUCCCAAGUGGAGCGGGGCGAAAAAGAAAUUAAAAUUGGCGAGCGAAGCGAGCCGAGGGUGGGUGGGGGAGAAAGAAAAGGCGGGGAAGCCUGUAGACUUGUAACACGUAUAUUAAUUGUUUAUGCCAUUUGUGCAAAUAUAAAAUGGAUUCAAUUAUACUGAUAUCGGUAAACUGUUUACUUAGGAGUUACUCGAAAUAUUUCCUAACUGAGAAAAAUCAACUGCUAUUCGCAGCUUGAUUCAUUGUCUUUUUUUUGCUCCCUGCCGUAAUCGUCGACGUAAAAUUGCUUCAGGUGAGUGAGUAGCCUCGUAAAAAAAUUUGAACGACCGGGUUUAAUUUGUUCGGUUGAGAUUAACAAAUAAUACUUCGUAUAAUUUUAAACUUCUGAGCCUUUUUACGAAACUUUGCGUUGGCAUUACAACUUAAUUUUGACUAUUUUUCUUUCGCAACUAUUAAGACGGAAGCCAUCAGGAAAUUGAGUAAUAUUAAUUUUCAGUGGACAAAAACCUUGUAGCAGAAUGAUUUAAACAAUAUCACAUUCUUUUUUACAUUUUUCAAGGGCUAUAGAUAUGACUAGUUGGCUGUAAUAACACCAAUUAAGACUAUAUUUCUCAUGGGAGCCCGAGAAAAUAAAUGCCAAAUUUCACAAGAAUUGUGAAAACACAGGUAAAAUUCUGAAAAUUUGAUGUGUAAGAUGUCAUUUAAUUUUUGUGAAAUUUGACAUUUAUUUUCUCGGGCUCUCAUAUGAAAUUUUCUUUGGUGUUAUUACAGAUAGCUAAUUACAUCUAUAGCCCUUGAAAAAUAUAAAAAGAAUGUGAUAGUGUUUAAGUUAUUCUGGUACAAGGUUUUUUUCCACUGAAAAUUAAUAUUACUCAAUUUCCUGAUGGAUUCCGUGCUUUUCUCACUUCGUUGUAUUCGUUCAAUUCGUUGUAUCGCGCUGUCUAUUUUGCAAACUUUGAUGAAAUUUCUGUUCAAUCAUCUUAAGAAACACAUGUUUACUUGAACGAGUUCAAAAGGUCAUGAUUUGUGAUUUGUGAUUGGUGGAUUUCGAUCCGUUUAGUUUGUUUCUGUGUUUCAAGGUUUGUUGCUUGUGAUCGUCCCGUUUCGGGCUACAGUGGUUAGUUUGCUGGGAAAAUUUUUCUGAGCUGUCUUAUUCUUGUCACUUGCAAGAAUAAAGCAAUGUCUGCCUCCUUCCCUCGACAAAAAUUCCACUCACCAUCGCGAUUUCCUUCGUCAUUGAUUCUCAGUUUUGUUUUUGUGGACCAAGCUGGGCAAGCGCGUGCAAACAUUGUGAUUUGCAUUAACCUCGCCUCCACUCAAAAGAUUGACGGAACAGAAAAACCCAAAAUCCCUUCGAAGCCUGCAUAACGCGCAGCGCGACACAACGAAUUUGGCAGUAAAUGAACAUAAAUGAUCUUAGUUAACAAUUCACUAAGCAGAUAGCCUGAGUAUUGGGGCUUCCGUAGGAACUAAGGGAGAGAAGAUUUUAAGGGACGAAAGGUUAGGGAGAAGAGAAAAAAGAAGUUUCUCUCCUUUCCGUCUUUCUGUCUGCCCUUUUUGUUUCUUUCUUCUCCUUUCCCUCUAAAAACGCCUUAUACAGUAACUCAGGCUUCUAUCCAGGGAAGUAAGCUUCUUUCACGUUUUUAAAAGAGUAGUUACUUGAAACAUUCCAUUUUUGCUAUAAUACUCUUGAGAGAUUUUCAUUGUAUUGCCACAUUGUCUCUCGUCAUUAGCAUACGCAGGCUUUUACAGCACGCAACCUUUAAAUUCCAAGUCACUGCAAUUCUAGGAUUUUUAAUAUUAAUAUGUAAUGAAUAAUAAUUUUAAUGGUAACGCACAUUUUAUUUUGAUAAUCUGUGCGGAAUUGAUUAGUUACAUUAAUCAAAAUAUAGUUAUUAAUAAAGACUAUUAAAUGAUUAUAUCAAUUAUUAUGAUUAUAAUAAAAGUCCUCAAAAGUGCAGAAACGAUCAUUAUGAGCCUUAGUUUACAUUAAAUUUCGUUCAACUAAAUAUCCGUUAGAGCGGCUGAGGCUUAAUAUUAUCCUUUUAAAGAUAAACCAAGGACAGAAUUGAAGCUGAUUGAUUAGAGUACCUGAAAACUAAGUAAACAUUUUGAAGAUAAAAGUCUAUUUUUUCUUUCAGAAUGGUUGCAAAAGGAUUCAUUUCUUCUUUCUGCUGUUUUGCUCUCCUUGCAUUCAUAGCCAAGUCAGUAGAUGCAACUGUAAGUGUACUGACGUUGUUCCCCCUUUUGUAGAAUGUCUGCAUUGCUUUGAAGGUGCGUUAUCCGUUACUCAAGUCGGAGCCUGAUGGCCUGAUAGAUGGAUAGAUCUUUUACUACAGUGGAACCUCGAUAUAACGAAGGGCCAAGGGACUGGCGAAAUGUGUUAUCUAAAACGAGGUUUCGCUCGAUAUAAGGAACUUCUACAUAGAGAAGUCCUCGGUAUAACGAAUGGUUUUUCUUACCCCAGUGAUAGUAAAAGAUAUGAAAAAAGAACCUCGCUAUAACGAAACCUUAGAUUGCGGCGAACACAUUUUGUCAGUCUCUUGGCCCUUAUUAUAUCGACAGGUUCCACUGUAUCGAGGCUCUUUUUCAUAUAUUUUACUAUUACUGGGAAAAGGAAAAUCGUUCGUUAUAUCGAGGACUUCGUUAUGUAGAGGUUCGUUAUAUCGAGAUUCCACUGCAACGUAAGCAUUAAGCAUAUGAUACCCAGGAACAAUCUAUCUUUUCUGGCAGAGUAAAGGGUGGGCCGCUGUUUAAUCCAAAUAAAAUUCAAACGCUUUUUCUUUUCUGAACUUACUGUCAGUUUGAAGCUCAUUAUACAUUACGUAGAUAGAUAAACGAUUGAUUGGUUGAUAACUAAAGCUUGUGUCCGGUUUAAUAAUAGAGGAUAUGGGGCUCGCUUAAUUCAGAGUUUACUGUAUCUGUGACUUUCACGCUCCCCAUAAUAAAACUUGGUUUUCCCACAAAAUUUUGUAUAAGUUUUGUUUUCAGUUUUUCAAUGGCGCGAUUGUUACUCCCAAGCUACUGGAGAAAUUGAAAGUAGUUCUUGGCAAAAUCUUGUGGGGAGAACAGAUUGUAUUAAAGGGAAUGUGAAAAUCACAUAUGAAGAAAACGAUGAACAGAUUUCUAGUGCACAUUAUUGUGUCUCGUGUCAACGUCAGCGCCUUGACGUACACUGAAGAAGUUAAUCAUCAAAAAUUCAGUCCUCUUAACACUGAAACAUUUCAAACCUUUUUCUUCAGGAAUGUGAGUUAGAAUCAGGCGAGGUUUAUCAGCCAGGCGAGGAUUUCGUUAUAGGUUGCAGCGCAUCCUGUACUUGUGUAGGGCCCUUUUAUGGGUGCAAGCUGUUGUGUGCCCAGGAACGGUGUCCUCCUGGCUCCGACCCAGUCUACGAGGACAGAGAG
Porites lobata is the source of this 3874-nucleotide messenger RNA. The record is from the annotation of a GenBank genome assembly. Lineage: Eukaryota; Metazoa; Cnidaria; Anthozoa; Scleractinia; Poritidae.